AUCCUUUACCCAAUAAUAUAAUCUAUCCAAGUAUUAAGCAGCAUCACCAUCUAUUUUAUAUUGGCCCAUUUAGCGGCAAGAUGACUUCGGAAGGUAAUUCUGCUAGUAAGCAGCCUAAAUAUGAAAGAACUCGGCAGCAACCCGAGAACCCGUUUGCCAGUCUGAUUCCAGAUCAGAAUAUCGCCAUAAUUCCAAGCUUCACCCUUGAAUCUGGCGUCACCUUGAAAAACUUGCCGUUGGCAUACACAGUCAGGGGAAAACUCUCCCCCAAGGCAGAUAAUGCUAUGGUUAUAUGCCACGCAUUAACAGGCUCUGCCGAUGUCAGCGACUGGUGGGGACCUCUACUGGGAGGUCCUGGCCGAGCCUUUGAUACUUCAAGAUUUUUCAUCAUCUGUAUGAACAGCUUAGGUAGUCCUUAUGGAACUGUAAGCCCGGUAACAGCCAAAGAUGGCGACCUGAACAACGAGCGAUAUGGACCUGAGUUUCCUCUUACUACCAUCAGAGAUGACGUCAACUUGCACAAAAUGCUUCUAGAUGAUCUAGGAGUACGCCAGGUAGCCGCUGUCAUUGGCGGCUCUAUGGGGGGAAUGCUCGUGCUGGAAUGGGCAUAUUUCGGCAAGGAUUACGUUAGAUGUAUCGUACCAAUUGCAACCUCGAGCCGUCAUAGUGCCUGGGGAAUUAGUUGGGGCGAGGCCCAACGGCAAAGCAUCUAUGCGGAUCCCAAGUAUGACGAUGGAUACUAUUCCUUCUCCGACCCGCCUUCUACCGGUCUUGGAGCUGCCCGUAUGUCGGCGCUCUUGACCUAUCGUAGUAGGAACUCCUUCGAGGCUCGAUUUGGGCGUAAUAUCCCAGACCCGGCUAGGCGCCAGACCAUCCGUGAAUCACCACGCCCGAGCACCCCAUCUGAGGCCCAUUUUCAUAUUCAUAAUGACGGACACAAAACCACACGGCUAUCGAGAAAUAACAGCCACUCAGAGCAGCAAACGCCUAUUGCUAGCAGGGCUGACGCAACUAAUUCUAAUGAUGCCGAUGGCCAGUCACUUGAUCCUCAGUUCACUGGCCCCAAGACGGACAUUUCUACCAAGGCGGAGACGAUGCCAACAACAACUUAUUUCUCUGCUCAAUCAUACCUUCGGUACCAAGGGGAGAAAUUUGUCAAGCGUUUUGACAGCAACUGCUAUAUCGCCAUUACGAGAAAACUGGACACCCAUGAUAUUUCACGCUACCGCGCAGAUAGCAUUGCCGAGGCUCUCGCUCUCAUCGAGCAACCUACCUUAGUCUUAGGCAUUGAAAGUGAUGGAUUGUUUACCUUCGCCGAGCAGCAGGAGUUAGCCGAACAUAUCAAGAACGCCAGGCUCGAAAAGAUAGAUAGCCAGGAAGGCCACGACGCCUUCUUAUUGCAGUUUGAACAAGUCAACAAGUACAUUCUUGAGUUUCUAAACGAAUUUUUGCCGGACAUUAUGGCCAGAGAAGGAGAGGACGUGGGAAUAGCUAGUGUUGGUGAAUUGACUAAGUCGAGUACUUUCGGGGAGGCGGAAGUAGACGAUAUCACUGCGUGGUAGAUACGCGUGGUUUGACUUUCAGUCAACUUCCGAGGAGUAUAAUGAAUAUACUUGCGUUACCUUGGAACGAUUGCUGAAAAUAACACGAUCUUAGGCGUGUGCAUUUAGACUACAGUA
Hypoxylon fragiforme is the source of this 1679-nucleotide messenger RNA. RefSeq names its product homoserine O-acetyltransferase. Lineage: Eukaryota; Fungi; Ascomycota; Sordariomycetes; Xylariales; Hypoxylaceae. Bases 81 to 1562 code for a protein of 493 amino acids. Gene Ontology annotation, biological process: L-homoserine metabolic process. The transcript is spliced from 3 exons. Gene Ontology annotation, molecular function: homoserine O-acetyltransferase activity. The record is from RefSeq and is a predicted model, not a curated record.